UUUCCUAGCAACCAACGCUUUCCGCAAAUAAUGGCAAAAUUUGUGCUCGCUGGGAAAACGGACUGCCCUCUUUAUGCCAAAGCGGAACUAUUAGCAGACCAUCUGCAGGGAUGUCUGCCAAACUUCAGGGUCCAUAAGAUCUCGAUUCUCCCAGAUGAGUGGAAGGAAUGGCUGGAUGUCACCUGCAAAAGAAACGGGUGGAAACACGAGCAGUCUCCUUUGGUUUGGAGGGAACUGGUCUACCAGGGAGGCAAAGGGAUGCUCUUAGGAGGUUUCAGUGACUUCGUAGAGCAUUGCCAGGACUACUAUGGCAUCACAUCAGACAUGCCCACAGAUAUGAUGAUGAGUAUUGCAGCAGAGAACCUGAAGACCAAGAUGGACCUUAUUGUGGAAGAGCAGCACUUUGCCAGUCUUAUUCAACCCUUUCAUAUCUGGAUCAGUGGUGCUCUCAGCCCAACGUGCCACAUCCUGAUCCCUAAUCUACUUUCUGGGGAGGUGUUCCCUCAUGUUUCUGCAAUCAGUCUCCACCUACUGGAGCUGCAGGGGAGUGUGGAGGAACUACAGGGGCUGAGGAUGGAGAUAGAGGACCUUGCACCCAGUUUGCUCCAUCAGGUGACGGUCCACACAGAUCUGGAUGAAGCUUUCCGAGAAGCGGACGUCAUCCUCCUGAUGGACGAUCACUGGACUGAUGAAAGAGAGGAUGACGGUGAUGAAGAAAAGAAGAGGAAACUGACGGAGCGAUACAGAGAGUACGGACAGCUGAUCGACACGAGAGGCAACAAGACGGUGAAGGUGAUCGUGUCCGGCAGCUCAUUCGUCAACCUGAGAUGCUCGCUUCUUGCGGACGGUGCACGCUCCAUUGACAGCCAACAGUUCGUCGCCAUGGCAACGCAGCUGGAGAAUAAAGCCAGGGCCGUAAUUGCAAAGAAGCUGAAAGUGCGACCAUCAGAUGUUACAGAUGUCAUUGUGUGGGGAAACAUCAGCGGUGAUUUCUACGUUGACCUGCAGAGGGCGAAGGUUUUCAACUACGACGGGGCGAUUAAAGGACCAGCUUUCUAUUCUCAACCAGUCCUGAAGAUUUGUCAUGACAGGAAAUGGCUGGAAAAAGACUUUCAACACUUGGUACGUUGUCAACGUGAAACCGCGGCUUCAAAGACCGGCCGAGCUGCCGCCAUGCUUUCCGCUAACGGGAUCCUCAGCGUCCUGAGGGCAUGGAAUGGCGUCUGUGAUCCAGAUGAGGUCCUGUCUGUGGGCGUAUGCUGCCCAGGUCACUACAGUCUCCCAGAUGGUAUCGUCAUGGCGGUCCCGGUCAGGUUCAUCGACGGUAAAUGGUCUGCGGUGUCUGAUGUGACUGUUGGAGACGAGCUGAACAAAACACUUCAGCUUCUUUCAAGCAAACUGAGGCAGGAAAAAGAACUUGGACCAGAAAACUGCACAGUUGUCAUCAAUAACAGUGUUUGAAAAAUGGUUAAAGAAAUAAAAAGUUCCACACACCAAACGA
Molecule: messenger RNA, 1501 nt
Organism: Acanthochromis polyacanthus (spiny chromis)
Lineage: Eukaryota; Metazoa; Chordata; Actinopteri; Pomacentridae
Gene: mdh1b
Product: malate dehydrogenase 1B, NAD (soluble)
Exons: 10
Coding region: 31-1461 (476 amino acids)
Biological process (GO): malate metabolic process; tricarboxylic acid cycle; oxaloacetate metabolic process
Molecular function (GO): L-malate dehydrogenase (NAD+) activity
Source: RefSeq, a predicted model, not a curated record